UCUCCUCUCCCAUUGAACAAACCUACCUGACUAACAGAGGACUUGCCUCCAUCACAGAAGGAGACAAACAGAGACAAAUUCUGCAGAAUUCCUGAGAGGCCUUUCCAGAGUGAAUCAAAUCCCAUUUGAAGAAACUCAAAGAACCAAUUCGCUCUCCACGAUGGUGUCUCCUGGGUUACAAAUUCUGGGUGCAGCUCUGGGGAUCAUGGGCUGGAUAGGUGUCAUCGUCGUGUGCUUCCUUCCCAUGUGGAAGGUCACUGCCUUUAUUGGCAGCAACAUUGUGACCUCGCAGACUAUAUGGGAAGGUAUUUGGAUGAACUGUGUGGUCCAGAGCACAGGCCAGAUGCAGUGUAAGGUCUAUGACUCCAUGCUGGCCCUCAGCUCUGACCUCCAGGCCGCUCGGGCCCUGACCAUCAUCUCCAUCAUUGUGGGCAUCCUGGCUAUCCUGCUCUCCGUUGCUGGGGGGCAGUGCACCAACUGUGUGGAGAAUGAGUCAUCCAAGACCAAGGUGGGCAUUACGGCUGGAGUUGUGUUCAUCGUAGCUGGGAUCCUCUGCCUCGUCCCUGUCUGCUGGACGACCAACACCAUUGUCCAGGACUUCUACAAUCCAAUGUUGACCAGCGCCCAGAAGAGAGAGUUGGGUGCUGCGCUCUACAUAGGGUGGGGGGCAGCCGCCUUGAUGCUAAUCGGAGGGGGGAUUCUCUGCUGCAACUGCCCCCCUAAGGAUGAGAGCACCUACAAAACUGCAAGGUACAGCGCUGCCAGAUCAGCACCGGCAUCUGAGAAAAACUUUGUCUGAAACAGAUCUAAGAGUCAGUAAAUAGCUUUCACAAAGCAAUGUUUACUAGAACAGAAUGGGUGCUACUGUGAGUGUUGAUUUUCAGGACGUUACAUUAGCAAAAUAUAUUCCUGAGUUUUACUCCUCAUGAGUGUUUGAAAGAAAUAAACAUCAAUAAAGAGGAUGUUCCAUUUUAUAUGUUAACACAGUUAUUUGUAUAUGUUUGGUUGUUAAUAUGAAUAUUAGUAAUGUGUAAGUAUUUUCUGAUUAGUCUGAAUGUUCCAUAACCAAAUU
Molecule: messenger RNA, 1072 nt
Organism: Etheostoma spectabile (orangethroat darter)
Lineage: Eukaryota; Metazoa; Chordata; Actinopteri; Perciformes; Percidae
Gene: cldnb
Product: claudin b
Exons: 1
Coding region: 161-799 (212 amino acids)
Cellular component (GO): membrane; bicellular tight junction
Molecular function (GO): structural molecule activity
Source: RefSeq, a predicted model, not a curated record